AAAAAGGCGAAGCCGAUUUUUGCCGAUCAGAUUGAAGAAUGUCAACUACCGCUCAUAAUCCUGAAAAUGAUAUAGUUGAUGAAAAACAUAACUUUGUUGUGCCAAAAAAAGCUAUCAAAACACCAGAAGAUAUUUCUCUUUGGCUAAAAUCUGAAGCCUAUCAUGAAUAUCUCGGUUUUAUUCUUGCGUUAAAUGAUGCAGUUCAAGGAAAAGCAUCGAAUGCAGAAUGCCCUCAAUCUGAAAUCGUACAAAAAACUAUUCUUAUGUUGGAUAAAUUUAAUCAAUGGAUAACAGAAAUUCCUCCAACCGAACAACCCCAACGAUUUGGUAACAAGUCAUUUCGAGAGUGGUUUAAAAGACUUCAAGAUAAUAGUGAAGAAGAGUUGAAGCAAGUAUUACCUGAUAAAUUACAUGGGUCACUAGUUGAAUUAGUUCAUUACUUAUGCGAAGGCUUUGGCAAUGCUACUCGAAUUGACUAUGGGACAGGUCAUGAAAUGGCUUUCAUCAUGUUUUUGUGUUGCAUGUUCAAAAUUGGAGCGUAUAAAACUGCUGACAAAAUAGCAGUUGUUAACAAAGUAUUUGAUAAAUAUUUAGAAAUAGUACGACGUCUUCAACUGGUUUAUCGAAUGGAACCAGCAGGAAGUCAUGGUGUGUGGAGUUUAGACGAUUACCAAUUUGUUCCUUUUAUUUGGGGAAGUGCUCAAUUAAUAGGACAUCCUCGUAUUGAACCAAGACAUUUCGUUGAUAUGGGAAUUGUUGAAUCAUUUAACAAGCAAUAUAUGUUUUUAGGAUGCAUAGAUUUCAUUGCUAAGGUAAAAGUUGGUCCAUUUGCUGAACACUCUAAUCAACUUUGGAAUGUCAGUGCUGUUCCUUCAUGGUCGAAAGUAAACGCUGGAUUAAUUAGAAUGUAUAAAGCAGAAGUUUUAGCAAAGUUUCCAGUCAUUCAACAUGUAUUAUUUGGAUCAUUAUUUACAUUAAAACCAGCUCCACCCGGACCAAAUUUCAGUAAAGUUAAAUUUCCCCAUCCUCCUGCACCAGCAAAAACAUAAUUUUUAUUUAUAUAAUCAAUGUCUAAUUUAUUAUUAAAAGAAUAAAGAAAUAAUAUUAUUUUAGAUAAUAUCAAA
This is a messenger RNA of Chelonus insularis, 1124 nucleotides long. Its product is annotated as serine/threonine-protein phosphatase 2A activator-like. Gene Ontology annotation, biological process: mitotic spindle organization. The coding region runs from base 39 to 1049 and encodes 336 amino acids. Gene Ontology annotation, molecular function: peptidyl-prolyl cis-trans isomerase activity; protein tyrosine phosphatase activator activity. Lineage: Eukaryota; Metazoa; Arthropoda; Insecta; Hymenoptera; Braconidae. The record is from RefSeq and is a predicted model, not a curated record. The transcript is spliced from 7 exons. Gene Ontology annotation, cellular component: protein phosphatase type 2A complex; nucleus; cytoplasm.